Labeo rohita (rohu) is the source of this 1520-nucleotide messenger RNA. It is a transcript of the gene rac3b, whose product is annotated as Rac family small GTPase 3b. The transcript is spliced from 6 exons. Gene Ontology annotation, cellular component: plasma membrane; cytoplasmic vesicle; cell cortex. The record is from RefSeq and is a predicted model, not a curated record. Gene Ontology annotation, molecular function: GTP binding; GTPase activity; protein kinase binding. NCBI's taxonomy places the organism in Eukaryota, Metazoa, Chordata, Actinopteri, Cypriniformes, Cyprinidae. Gene Ontology annotation, biological process: regulation of actin cytoskeleton organization; cortical cytoskeleton organization; establishment or maintenance of cell polarity. Bases 146 to 724 code for a protein of 192 amino acids.
GCGAGGUUCGCUGUCAAAACCGCUGCUGCAAAGAGGGCAGUGACCGUAUUUUUGCAGAUAUCUAUCAUUUCUCGGGUUAAGUGUGAGCUGUGGCAUAAUAAAACACGUUUACGGCCGUGAAGCGAAGCAACCUGUGUCUCCACAAAUGCAAGCUAUUAAAUGCGUGGUGGUCGGCGACGGGGCGGUGGGUAAAACCUGUCUGCUGAUCAGCUACACCACAAAUGCCUUCCCCGGCGAGUACAUCCCUACAGUAUUUGACAACUACUCCGCCAAUGUGAUGGUGGAUGGGAAACCGGUCAACCUUGGCUUAUGGGAUACAGCAGGACAGGAAGACUACGAUCGCCUCCGUCCCCUCUCGUACCCGCAGACGGAUGUGUUUUUAAUAUGCUUUUCACUGGUGAGCCCAGCGUCCUUUGAGAACGUCCGUGCGAAGUGGUACCCCGAGGUGCGACAUCACUGCCCCAACACACCCAUCAUCCUGGUGGGCACCAAACUGGACCUGCGAGAUGAUAAGGACACCAUAGAGAGGCUGCGGGACAAGAAGCUGUCGCCCAUCACCUACCCGCAGGGUCUGGCCAUGGCCCGAGAGAUCGGUGCCGUGAAGUAUCUGGAGUGCUCCGCUCUGACUCAGCGCGGUCUAAAGACUGUAUUUGACGAGGCCAUCCGCGCCGUCCUCUGCCCUCCGCCCGUCAAAAAACGCGGCAAGCGCUGCACCCUCUUCUGAGCGAACGUCACUUCCCGGCCCCCGCACCAAACUACAAGAUUUUUAAUCAGCCUCUUGGAAAAUAUAUUGUACUCCUCUCACAGGUUCGGUGACAGCCGUCCAUGAAGUUCUAAUGCACAUUACAUGUAUAUGAACCAUUGGCUAGACGCGUCCAGUCGGAGGGAAACCUCGCGUAGAUGGCUUUUGUUUUCGGCGGCCUCGCGCGCCCAGAGACGUAAUAUUCCAUUUCAUAUCGUUUCUAUGAGAAGUUUUAGUGGUCCAGUGUAAUUGUCGACAUACUGUAAGGAAGUGUUUCUUGGUGUUGUAAAGGAAGCGUGUCAGAGAAACGGCAAAGUUCUGUUGAUUUAGACGGUCUUGUACAAAGCUAACCGUUCGCAGUAUUAGCGUCGCGUUAAAGUCAACGUGAAACGGACUUCACGACCCGUUUUACAUCUGGAAUGAGCGAAACAGGAUAUUCAGCGUGUACCUCGAAGUUGAGCUUUGUACCCAGCGAACAAAAAUUUGUUCCAAGAAAGAAUUAUUUCGAAAUGUUUUCUUAACUUUUUUAAAUGUUAUUUUAAUAACUUUUUAGGUACUGCAAAAGUUAAAGGAACAUUCCAUUUUAUUAUUUGAAACAUUAUGAGAACGUUACUGUUCAAUGUUCUUUCAACGUUCAGUUUUUAAAAUGUUUAUAGACCAUAAGGAAACAUUUGAUUUGAUUAUUUUGCAAACAUUAUGAAAACUUUUAAAUGUUCUCUAAACAUUCUGACAAUUGUAACAUUUAAAAAACAAUGUUUCAAAUCAAACAUUCCCUGAA